Molecule: messenger RNA, 5714 nt
Organism: Caenorhabditis sp. 36 PRJEB53466
Lineage: Eukaryota; Metazoa; Nematoda; Chromadorea; Rhabditida; Rhabditidae
Source: the annotation of a GenBank genome assembly
AUGAACUCGUCCGAUGAGCGGUCGUUGUGGUCCCAAAAGAGUUCAAUGUCAAGCACAACGUCCUGCAUUGAGGAAGAACACGAGCCCGUCGAGGAAGAUGACGAAGAGGUACACUCAUUCAUUUUUUGUUCAAAAGAAAAAUGCAAAAUGCCGAGAGCGAACCAUUUGUCAAAAAGUAUGCCAUUUUCCUAAUAACACCAAUCUGUCGUCCAGGUCAAGAGCAAAAAAAGAUGAGACCAAAAAGAAAAAUGAGAAAAAGAUGCAAAGAAAAUGGUGGAGACCUAAUUCUCCCGUUGUGCUCCUCUUCUUUUCUCUUUUUCAACAGAGUGUAAAUGAGAAAUGUGCUCUUCCCUCGGGGCCUCCCGGGGCUCGGAGCUCCGACGUCUAAACGUUGAUAUCAUGCGCGUAGACUUUGGCCACUUUUUGGUGUCACAAAGUCGCUUAUAGUUUUGAAAAAUAACCACUUUCCCUUCCACGUUUUCAGCACUGGGAAAAUGCGAACUUGAAUUUACAAAAUAAGGAUUUGUCUGAAGAAGAAUGUUUAUAUUACAGAUGUACAAUCCGAGUGGAUGCACGUGGCAACUGCUUUCCGUCUCUCUUCACAGGGUACGUGUCUUUUCUCUUCUUUUUCGUUGAAAGUCCGAAUAACGGCACGGGCGUCUGAAUUUACGUCAUAAAAUUACCGAAGGCAAGGUUUUAGAAACAUGUCUAACGUUUAUUUUCUUCAAGAAAAGAUAAAGAUGUGUCGUAUACGGAAUAGUUUCACACAAUGUUUCCGUGCCGUUUUUCGUUCCAAACCUGUUCUUCUAAAAUGAUUUAUGACAAGUAUUGUGUACCUACAUUACGAAAACCGUUAUAUUUCUUUUCCUUCCUUUCUUCCUUCCUUCUUCCCUUCUUUCCUCCAUCACCCCCAAAAGAUCACGGCAGUAGCAGCAGCAGCCUCAGUGAAAAUGAGUGAUAUCUGGCGAAAAAGUGUGUGUCCCAUUCUCACGGCUCCUCCCCUCGUUUCUCCGUCUGUCUUCUCAUUAUGAGAACCUCCAUAGGUUGAUUUGAUAGAAUCACCGCUGUUUUCGAGGUGAUUCUUGCGGAAACAGAGCGGGAAAGAGCCAAUGGCUCUCGUCCCGCGAGAACAGCUGCUACCUCCUCAUCGUUCAGAGCUCCGGGAGCAGUAUCCAUCUUACUACACAUCGUGUGCACCGAGUGAAAGAGCGACCCGUCUCCUUCUGCCUCGCUAUCUUUCACAACUCCUCCUAUUCAAUUGAUGACUUAGUUCGCGUUUUUAGUAUAGAUACAAAACGUUUCCAACUAGAACAUUCUGAGAGAAUGGUCCUUCUCUCUCGAAACUUCUCUAUGCUGAUUCAGUAGGUCAAGAUCUUUUGCCCGGAAAUCCUGUCAUAAGCAAGAUUUGCGUCUCCCCCUCUCCACGAUCACUCGAUUUUUGUUGAUAUAAAAAUUAUCAAUGCGGUCUGGCUUCUCCUCUCCUCUCCGCAUGCGAACAAAGCAUAUAAAUCAUAAAUGCCCGAAGUUUGCCCACAUCUUGUCGAUUCAUUUUUUUUCUUCCUUUCCCGCGACCAAAUAGUCCUCCUCUCCUUCUUCUUAUCUUUCCGAGAAAAACUCAUGCCGCGAAUGUGUCAUCGUUCAAAAAUUGGUGAUUCCUUUCUCUCUCGAGUAGUAGUCGUUGUAAGACACGAAAAAGAAGAAGAAGAAGGAGAAGGAGAGGCGAUGCAACACGCCACCACAACAAUGGAUGGCUUAUGAAACUAUGAGAAAAACGAUGAAUUGGCUGCUGGGGAAUUGGGUGUCCUCUUGGGUGCCCUGCUCUCUCCUCGCACAAGUUUUGCAUAUCACCCUUCCCGAAAUGUAGCCGGGGCGGCCGGAGAGGGCGAAAGGGGGAGAGUGUGUGCCGAGCAGGGUUUGUGUUCCGAGACAGACCGGAUCUACAAAGUGUUUUGUUCCGCGACCCUUUCGGCUCUUUUUGACCAACUGAUUUGAUCUCAAACAAAACGUACACUUUUUUCUUUUCAGGCUGCAAACCUUGGGUUCGGCAUCGCGAUAUCCGGCGGUCGCGACAAUCCGCACUUCACAUCCGGCGAUCCGGUCGUUGUCAUUUCCGACGUGGUGUCUAACGGGCCAGCUUGGGGACUACUCCAGUAAGGCCAAUUCCCUCUUGGCUCUAUAAUUGCCUUUGAAAGUUUUCAGAGUCAAUGAUAGGAUUUUGUCGGCGAACAACGUCUCAUUCGAAAACAUUGACUACAACAGCGCGGUGGAUAUCAUCAAGAACAGAGAUCACAUUGAUAUGAUAGUGAAGAGACGAGUGGCAGUCCCGAUGCUCGAGUACGAACAGAGGACUCUCAAGUUCACGCUUUCCAAGUCGCGGAAGAAAGACGACUUUGGGAUUGUGGUCGGAUGCAAGUUCUACAUCAAAGAGAUCCGAAAUCCUAAGCUGGCGGAGAAGGAUCCAGGGUUGAGAGAGGGCGAUUCUGUGCUGAGAAUCAAUGGACAAAGCCUGGAUGGAGCAUCUUUGGAGGAAGUCAAUAAAUGGCUCGAGAGGUCGAGGGACAAACUGUGCCUCGUCAUUCAAAGGGACGUUCGACGAGGAACUUCAAGAUGGCCAUCACAAAAUACAGUGUACGAACGGGUGGGAAGUGUGGCCGCCACGCCACGUCACUCGCCCAGUCCGAUGCUCCCACACAUGCCCAUCACGCACAGAAACUCUCACGAAUACGUCAACUCUCCGAGACACCGCUCAGAUGGAAGUGUGGAGAGAAGAGUGUCCUCGCCCGCCAACUCACAGCUCUCCAACUUUGGAAUGGCUUCUUCCCAAAUAACUGCCUAUGGAAGUCAACAAGAGUAUGACUGUUAUGCCCGACAACCGUCCCGAUCUAUCGACGCGAAUGGAGUGGCCAAUGUGAUGUUUAGAAAAGUUGGCGGAAGCGUCGGAGUACGUGUGAUCGGAGGAAACGAUGUCGGAAUAUUCGUGUCAGCUGUAGCCGCCGACUCGCCCGCAGCCAUCCACGGAGUCGGUUGUGGAGAUCGUAUUCUGGAGGUGAACGGACGGAAUAUGAGAGGAGUGACUCGCGAAUCGGCUGUUCAACUACUUCUCGGACUGGAUGAUAGGGUUUCGCUGAAGUUGGAGCAUGCCAGAAACGAUUUCGAGCACGUGCGGGCUAACCAACUGGGAGACAAUUUCUACAUCAGAACUCACUUCUCAAGGGAAAAGAAGAACAGUCCGUUAGAAUUGACAAUCAACGAAGGAGACAUAUUCCACGUCACCGACACACUUUUCGGAGGAACUGUUGGAUUGUGGCAAGCAGCGAGAGUCUACUCGGCUUCUGAAAACAAGGGAGAACCGAUGAAAGGAGUGAUUCCUAAUCAGGCAACAGCAGAGCAGAUUGCCAAAGAAUUCCGGCUCUACAUGGAAGCCAAACAAGCGAAGAGCAGUGGAAGUGGAACACUUUUGAGGAGAAAGUUCGAGUCGAGGCGGACGAAGAGUCUUCCGAAGAAUAUGAUCUGCGAUCCGACAGAGCUGUCUGCUAAUAUCCCGCUACCGGCCUACGAAAGAGUGUCCCUGAACACCCCUUCCUUCCAUCGACCCGUCGUGCUCUUCGGUCCUCUGGCUGAUAUUGCUCGCCAUCAGAUGCUCACCCAGUUCUCUGCACGGUUUGCUGCUCCGGAAAGCGAUGGAGGAGUCAUACGUUUGAGUUCUGUAGAUCAUGUGAUCGCCUCAAUGAAGCACUGCGUUUUGGAUAUAAGCAUUGAAUCUGUGGAACGACUUCAACUGGCACAAUACGCACCGAUCGUUGUGUUCCUCGAUGUGGAUGGAAGAUCGAAGAUCCGAGAGAUUCGGAAGAAGUGCAAUGCUCCACAUCUCUCGUCGAGGAAGCUGGCUGAACACGCGAACCAGAUCAAGAAGCAUCAUUCUCACUUGCUCUCGGCUACCAUUGAUGCGACCCACGAGUCCGGAUGGUUUGAUGCUCUACGUGAGCUCAUUGUCCAUCUGCAACAGCGAAGACUCUGGAUGCCUGAGUUCCCACCGAAUCUGCCAUUGGAAGACGUGCUGCUCUUCCCUCUUCCCAAGUAUGAUGGUGAUGUGGAUUCGCUGAAGAGUGAGUAUGUCGAAUACAAUGACAGUUUGCCAAGGAAGCCGGAAAAGACCAAGUUUAACUGGGACAGCAGCAUCGCUUCUUCCAUCGGACCUCUUCCUCCUGAGGCCCCUGGCGAGCCACGUGACUUCUCAACCAUGCCACGUCAACAGAAUCAUCUGGAGCAACCUAGCAGCAAUAGAGGAUCGACCCAUUCCAAUUCACAAAACGUUUCCACUUUUGUGACUACGCCCUCCUCCGCAAGGCCAAUAACUACUCCGGCUCGAGAUGAAUCAGGGCAGCCUCCAUCAAGAACAACGACACCGCACGGAUAUUAUCAUGUCAAACAGGUGAGCAUUGAUAGUAAUAGUGAAAGGCUGCAUGUACCGCCUGAGUAUUGUCUAGUACCGUAUCGUUCAGCUUCUCGACGAUGACUCGCUCUAUCAAGAUGCACGUUUGGCGAAUGAAAUCGCGAAUGCACGACUGAGAGAAGAGGCAAAACUUCGCGAGGAACGGCGGCAAAGAAUCGAGGUGUUGUAUUGUUUUACAUUGCAUGCAUUCAGAAUUCAAGAAUGUCGAAUUGGAAUGAACAAUAUGAUGAUUUUCAGCAGUCACCAUCCACUCUGCCUCACCGUCUCGACAACACGACUCCAAGCAACUUUGACUUCCCUCACUGUCAGUUUGUUUUAGAUUGUCUUCUGUUCUUCUGUUAAUUCCUGAAUUUCAGUACCAACCAACGGAACCGCGUCGAAUCCUUCCAAUAGAUAUCAUCCGCUCACCCCAUCCAGCAUGACGUCAUCCUCAUCCGGCGCUUCUCGAACAGUGCAUCAAACUCAGACUCAAACCCCGCCCCCACGUCCAGCUCUCGCACCGAAUCCGUACACCCACAGUUACAUCAGAAACAAGUGGAAUGAUAGUGGAUUGGUGGAUGCGAGAGGGGAAAACGACGAACCGCCCGCAGUUCCGGCAAGAACGAACGGGAGCGCUUCUCCGGCGAACGCCAGCAGUAUCUCAUUGACCGUUUCGAAUGUUCCGAACGGAUCUUCGAAGUCGCCGACGCCAAGACUGGAUGAGAACGAGAACGGAAAACCGACGGAAGAAGAGGAGCCGACUGUGGUGGAGGAGAGUACUGCGCUGGUUGGAAGUCAAGGAGGAGUGAUCCGAUGUGAGCACUCGAACGUCGAGCUGAGGAUACCCGCGGGAGCCAUUCGGGAAGGAGAACAGCACGAGAUUUACGUCAAGGUGUGUCGAGAAGGAGAAUCGUCGCCGAUCGACAGAUCCAAAGGGGAAACUCUCCUGUCGCCACUCGUCAUGUGCGGACCACAAGGUAAUCACUAAAAAAGUGUGUCACCUCAUUUUUUAAUUCUGUUUCCUUCUAACAUUUGAAAUGAUGCGGAACCCUUUUGCCGCCUAGAAGCUUGAUGUAAACGUUUUACCUUUCCAGGCCUCAAAUUCGAGAAGCAAUGCGAGCUCCGAAUGCCACACACGGGAGCGAUAAACAGCGACUCGGACGGUCAAUGGUCGUUCUCUCUGAAGACGGGAGAGGGCGGAGAGUGGAAGCACAUGGAAAUUGAGCAGCAGGCGAAUGCCAAUCAGGAUCAGUUCCUCACAGUCCCGAUUAAUCACUUCUAG